UUGACGCCCGUUGAAAUUCAACGAGGAGGGAACUACUUUACUUUCAUCUGUUUAAAAUUCUCAUACCCAGAACUCAAAACAAACACGGACACUCUCAAAUCACUACGCGUAAUCACCCUACCAUUUGAGGUUAUGUAACUCGUGCAAUUUAAAAAUAAGUGUAACACGCAGAACAUGAGAGAGAUGAAAAAUCCAUACAACAUUUUUGUCGGAGAACCUAAAAACAAGAGGUCGCUUGGGCGCUACCAGUAAAGGAGAAAGGAUAAUAUUAAAAUUGGCCAUAGAUAUACCAAUCUUCAAGUCACUGAUACACAGCAACAAUGCUGAGUGUGACGAUAUUAUUGUUGCUUCUGACGGGAGGAGUGAGGUUGGAGAGGAGCGUUGACCCAAUAGUGACCACAUAUCAGGGCAACAUGCGAGGUACAACAAUGACGUCACGUAGUGGCAGGACGUUUCACGCGUUCUUGGGAAUCCCCUACGCAGCACCACCCGUCGGGGAGCUUCGGUUUAAGGCGCCGGAGCCACCACAGCCCUGGGGCAACAUACUGAAUGCUACACAAGACGGCCCGAUGUGCAUGCAGAAGAAUUACCUCGAGCCGAACCCAAGGGUGCAGGGUCAGGAGGACUGCCUUUACCUAAAUGUAUACACCCCUGACCUGCUGCCCAAGGUACCCCUUGAAGUGAUCGUCAACAUUCAUGGCGGGGGAUUCUUCUCUGGAACUGGGGCCAGCUAUGCGUGGGGCCCACAGUACCUCCUGGACAAGGACGUUGUGCUGGUGACAUUCAACUACCGCUUAGGGGCGCUGGGAUUUCUGAGCACAGCGGACAAUAUCGCUCCUGGUAACUUUGGACUGAAGGAUCAGGUGGCAGCCCUGCACUGGGUCCAGAACAACAUCGCGGCAUUCGGCGGAAACCCCAACUGCGUGACUAUUUUUGGACAGAGCGCAGGUGGUACAAGCGUGCACUUGCAUAUACUGUCACCGCUCAGCGCAGGCCUGUUUCAUCGUGCGAUCUCUCAGAGUGGAACGGCACUGAAUGCCUAUGCGUGGCCCACGGACUCCCUGUUUCUUGCGCGACGGCAGGCGGCAUAUGUGGGUUGCAACCCCGAUGAUAACACAGCCGACAUGGUGGCCUGCUUGAGGCGGGUUGACGGCAAGACUCUCGUCGACUCGGGCGACAACUUUAAGUUGUGGUCAAUAGACCCUUUGGAUGUGUUCGUACCAGCAGUUGAGCAUGGCCCAGAUGCAUUCUUGCCAGCAAACCCUUUUGACAUUAUCGAGAGUGGGCAGUUCACCCGUGUGCCCUGGAUGGCAGGCGUGGUGACUGAAGAGGGACUCAUCCGUGGUGCAUCGAUCCUUACCAACCGUACGCUGUUAGAGGACCUGAAUCAACACCUCCCCGUGUUAGGACCACGCCUCUUUGAGAUCAACAAGAGUGCUGUUGGUAGAGAUGAGAUAGUGGCGUACAUCUGGGACCGGAUGGUGAGGUUCUACUUGGGUAACCAGAGUACCAUCACCGACAGUAGCGAGCGCGGCUUUCUUAACAUGCUUAGUGAUCGGGCAUUCAUCCACGGGGUUCACAAGAGCGCUCAGCUGCACCACAGGGCGGGCCACCGUGAUCUGUUUCUCUAUCACUUCAACUACAGGGGACUCUACAGCUUUACGUCUGUGUUCGCCAACACGACCAAAGACUUCGGAGUGUCCCAUUGUGAUGAUCUUAUCUACAUGUUCCGCCAGCCCCUACUGUUCCCAGAUUGGCCCCCCGGACAUCCCGACCUGCAGAUAUCAGAAAUGAUCAUUCAACUGUUGACAGAUUUUGCAAAAUAUGGUCACCCGACGCCUGAUAUAAAACAAUGGGAAAGUGGUGCCAGCGAUGAGAAAGCUGUGAACAACAUAAUCUGGGAUCCGGUACUUUCGGGAAAACAUCUGAACUACAUGGAGCUUAGUGCAGGUCCUAAUGUGACCAUGAAGCAGAAUUGGUUCAAACAGCGCAUGGACUUCUGGGACACCUUGCCUCUCGUGGAGAACGAGUCCCAAUUAGUUGACUCCGACAACUUGCUCGACCUCAUCUACAAUUAUUUUGUCUACUUGGUGAGACUGUAAGAGGAGAUUGUUUAUGAAGACUGCUUGUUAAUUACGCUGUUUUGUGAUGAGCUGCUGUGAUAAUGCAGUGUUAAAUGUUAUGUAGUAUGACGUUGAAUUAAUGAAUCAAGUCAGAUGUGACAAGAAGAGGUUUUGGUCUAUUUGAAAGUACAACAUUGAAUUUUCCUCAGGAUGGCUAGUUAGAAGUGUCAUUUAGAGGUGUUGCCACCUAUAUAAAGAAGAAAAGACUGCAAAUAAAUUACUUUCAUUAUUUCAUUUAA
Zootermopsis nevadensis is the source of this 2362-nucleotide messenger RNA. RefSeq names its product juvenile hormone esterase. Lineage: Eukaryota; Metazoa; Arthropoda; Insecta; Blattodea; Termopsidae. The record is from RefSeq and is a predicted model, not a curated record.